UCAGCGGCAGACUCGCUACUCUCUCUCUCUUCAGCUCAGACAAGCGUCUCACUUUUCAUGUAGCUCACAUUCAACACUCGUGAAGCCGCUAGUUCGUCUUUCGCUGUGGCUUUACUGCACGGGUUCGUCACGGUUACUCAAUCGUUUCACGUGCAGUCCUGUUUUUCACGUCAUUUCGGUCCUCUGGACACUUUCUUCAUUUACACUGCAGGCACACAACAGGCUGCUGAGCCUUUUAAACAGAGAGUGUUUCAAAUGAGAUGCAAAUUGCUUUGCGGGUGACUUCGAUGUCGUGCGUUGUUACUUUUACAGAAGUUUAACUUCAUUUUCAAUGUAACGUUUCGCUCGCCGCAUCCUCCUGAAAGGUUGCGUGCAGCGAACGUCGGAUUUAAAUGGAUUGAUUUUUCAGCUCGCGUCGAAGAGUAUUUUUAGAAUUUUAUUUUGGUUUAUUAGGAGCAUCUAUCUUUUUAAAUAUGAGCGAAAUAAACACAGAAGAAGACAGUCAACAUGAAAACGGAGGAGAUCAGAGCAGCAAGGACUCAGAUCGCCAACUGCGUUUGAGACUGUGCGUUUUAAAUGAAAUAUUGAACACUGAACGGGAUUACGUGAAAAACUUGGCAUUUCUACAGUCGGCUUUUCUUCAAAGAAUUAGACAGACUCCAGAAAACCUUCAAUGUCUCACACCAGAGCAGGUCAAGAUCUUAUUCUCCAACAUCGAAUCUAUUCUGGAUGUCCAUCGCGAGUUUCUUUUUGCCUUGGACAGGAGUCUACAUCCUGAACCUCAGUCGCAUCACUCUCUCGGAAACGUCUUUCUCCAAUUUAGGGAACGCUUUUCUGUGUAUGGGGAAUACUGUAGUAACCAUGAGAAAGCGCUCAGACUACUGAUGGAGUUAAACAAGAUCCCUCACGUGCGGACUUUCCUGCUGCACCUUAUGCUGUUGGGAGGCAAAAAGAGCACAGAUGUUCCUCUUGAGGGGUACCUGCUUUCUCCCAUCCAGAGGAUCUGUAAAUACCCUCUCCUGCUAAGGGAGCUUUUGAAGAGGACCCCUAAGAAGCAUUCAGAUUACCCUGCAGUAGAGGAAGCCCUGCAGGCCAUGAAAGCUGUGUGCUGUAACAUCAAUGAGACCAAGAGACAAAUGGAGAAAUUAGAAGCUCUUGAGAUACUGCAGUCACGCAUAGAGGGAUGGGAGGGAACGAACUUGACCGAUAUUUGCACAGAACUGCUACUUCAAGGCAACUUGCUAAAGAUAUCAGCUGGAAACAUCCAGGAGCGAGUUUUCUUCCUGUUUGACAAUCUCCUGGUCUACUGCAAGAGGAAAUCUAGGGUGUCAGGCAAGAAAUCCACCAAGAGGACAAAAUCCAUCAACGGGCCGCAGUUUGUGUUCAGAGGCCGUAUCAACACUGAGGUCAUGGAGGUCGAGAAUGUGGAAGAUGGAACUGCGGAUUAUCACAGUAACAACUACACAGUAACCAAUGGUUGGAAGAUUCACAACACGGCCAAAAACAAAUGGUUUGUUUGCAUGGCAAAGAAUGCUGAAGACAAACAGAAGUGGCUGGAUGCCAUUUUAAAGGAGCGUGAACAGAGAGAGAGUCUGAAGCUGGGGAUGGAGCGAGAUGCUUAUGUCAUGAUCGCAGAGAAGGGAGAAAAGCUCUACCAUAUGAUGAUGAUCAAGAGCCGCCACCUUAUCAAAGAUCGACGCAGGAAACUCACCAAUGUACCCAAGUGCUUCUUGGGAAAUGAGUUUGUCUCAUGGCUCUUGGAAAGUGGAGAGAUCAGUAAGGCUGAGGAGGGAAUCAACCUGGGUCAGGCUCUUCUGGAGAACGGCAUCAUACAUCAUGUCUCAGAUAAGCACCAGUUUAAGAAUGAGCAAGUGUUGUAUCGCUUCCGUUACGAUGACGGCACCUAUAAAGCCAGGAGUGAGAUGGAGGACAUCAUGUCAAAGGGAGUGAGACUCUAUUGCCGUCUGCAUGGUCUCUUCACACCUGUUGUCAAAGACAGAGACCAUCACCUUAAAACGUUCAAGUCGGUUAUACCAGCUAGCAAACUGGUGGAGUGGCUUGUGUCACAGGGCGACUGUACGUGCCGCGAGGACGCGGUGACACUUGGCGUCGGACUCUGCAAUGCUGGUUUCAUGCAUCACGUUCUGGAGAAAACCGAAUUUAAGGACGAGUCUCAGUUUUUCCGUUUCUACGCCGAUGAAGAAACCGAGGGCACGGGCUCCAAAAGUAAACAGCAACGCAGCGACUUUAAACUCAUCGAAAACAUCCUUGCCAAAUCUUUAGUGAUUCAUCCUGAAGAGGAAGACUACGGCUUUGAGAUUGAAGAGAAGAACAAGGCCAUCAUAGUGAAAAGUGUGACGAAGGGCUCAUAUGCAGAGAUGGCAGGUCUGCAGUCGGGGAGGAAGAUCUACUCCAUUAAUGAGGACUUGGUGUUCCUCAGGCCCUUUUCUGAAGUGGAAAGCAUGAUCAACCAAUCCUUCUGUAUACGUCGCUCUCUCAGACUGCUGGUGGCCACCAAAAACAAAGAAAUUGUGAAGAUCCCAGAUGUUCACGGGACUCUGCCUUUUGUUCUGUCUGGUUCCUGUCCGCCUUAUGUGCAUGCAGUAAAAAAAGGUUCUGUUGCAGCAUCAGCGGGUCUUCAGCCCGGUCAGUGUGUGCUCAAAGUCAACGGCAACAACAUGAACCAGAGCAGCUAUCAGGACGUUCUCGAUCAUUUCAGCGGCCAUCAGCCAGUUCUGGAUCAGCAGGACACGAGCUGUGGUCAGUGGGCGUACCGUGUGUAUGAGGAUGUGGAGGAGCAGAUGUCUUUAAGGUCUUGUGAGAACGGCUCCGAUUCGGAGGAUGGCUGCACUAACGGAACAGGUUCCGUUAGAAGACUGGAACAGUUGUCCAUCUCUGAAGAUGGCCCUUCGGUCAGUCUCAACGUGGACAAUGUUCAUGUGGAACACGGGGUUGUGUACGAUUAUGUAAGCACGGCAGGGAUCAAACACUGCGUACUGGAGAAGAUGGUGGAACCCAAAGGCUGCUUCAGCUUGGCUGCAAAGAUACUGGUGGCCUUUGUGAAGGAUGACAGUCUGUUUGUAAAGAGCUGCCGGCAGCUCAUGUCUCAGAAUGACAAGGUUGUGUCCAUGCCACAGUUUGAGUUCCGAAACAUCUGUGACACCAAACUGGAAAGCAUAGACAAACGCAUUCGCAGUUACCAACAGUUUGUGGAGGAGCUACAGAUGAAGGCCUCACCUAUGUUUAAGCAGGCGAGCACUAAGCCUCACGUCCUGAACUGCAUGGACUAUGUCCCCACCAACUGUCACCUGAAUCUGAUGCAAGUGUCCUGCCCCAAAAACACCUCGACGGCUGGGCGAGCCUUCAGCAUCCGCUUCGGACGCAAAAACUCCUUCUUCGGCCUCGACCCUGACCAAGCUAAUCUGAAUCCAAUGUCUCACGCUGUACAUUGUGUGACCAGCAUGGCGGCCCCUUCCUGGAGCUGCCUGAGUUUGGAUGAAGAGACGGAGGAGGGAGAGGGCGUGGAGGAGAACGGCAGGAGGCUUGAAGAAGGAGGUCUCAGCUUCCUCCUCAAACAGGAAGACACGGAGAGCCAGGACAAUUAUAUCUGCCUCUACAAUCGCCUGGACAUCGCCGUACGAGAGAUGAAGCAAUAUGUGGCCCAGAUAGAUGUACUCCUAUCGUCCAUAACUGGACCGACCCAGCCACAGGGUUCUGAGCCCCCCUCAUUUGACAACACCUCCUCGACCUCUCCCAUACCAGAGGAAACGGACCAGGACAAGACAGAGCACGGCGGGAACAAGAGAGUGUGCUUCAAAGUGAAUGAAGAUGAUCAGGAGGAUUCAGGACACGACACCAUGAGCUACAGAGACUCCUACAGUGAAUGUAACAGCAACCGGGACUCGGUCCUGUCUUACACAAGCGUCCGGAGCAACAGUUCUUACCUGGGCAGUGAUGAGAUGGGUUCAGGAGACGAGUUGCCGUGUGAUAUGCAGAUUCCUCUGGACAAGCAAGAUAAACUGCAUGGAUGUUUGGAGCACCUUUUCAAUCAAGUUGACUCUAUCAACAGUCUGCUGAAGGGCCCUGUCAUGAGCAAAGCUUGCGAGGAAACCAAGCAUUUCUACACCGACCACAGUCAGCCAGAGUUUCGGCACACGGAUGACUGGACCGUACGCUGGAGGAACAUCUUGCUCAAGAACAUUCAAGAAGACCCUUGGAACCUGCCCAGUUCGAUCAAAUCUUUGGUCAACAGUCUUCAUCGCUUUGUAGAAGAUGGGAGGAGCCAGCUCUUAUUGGCGUUGCUUAAAUGCACAGACACAGAGCUGCAGUUGCGGCGAGAUGCAGUAUUCUGUCAAGCCCUGGUGGGGGCACUGUGUGCGUUGGCCGAGCAACUUGUGAACGCACUGAACCUGCGUUUCAACAAUAACGGGGAAUAUGAAGAAGACAGUAAAGAGGUCAGCCGAAAAUGGCUAGAGCAGAUCGCCUCCAUCGGAGUGAUUUUUAACUUUCAGUCCACACUCUCUCCACACGUGACUCAAGAGAGAAUCAUGCUGGAAGACACAAAAGCAGCACUUCAGGAUCUGGAGAAAGUCACCGUCCUGUUUCGCCCCCUGGAGAACGAGUGCCUCGUUCCAAAUACAUCAGUGCAUUACCAGGUAGAAGGCAGUCGACAGGCCAUCAGGGUCACCAUGUUCCUGGACAGCUGUCAGUUCAGCGAGCUUCCAACUCGGCUACAGAACGGAGGGUCUUUAAAACUUCAGUCUGUUCUCUUCACAAGAGGGCUGGAGAAACCAGAAGGUCUGUUGUCUCAGGAUUUUGUUGCAAUGGAAGAGUUUCAACAGCGCACAAACGCACUGUCGUUGGAAAAAGUCAAAGGUUAUUACCGUAAACUCAGGGCUUUUUAUCUGGAGAAGUCAAAUUCAGACUCAAAUUCCACUGCUAUGAAAAUUGACCAGCUUCUCCGACCACUUAACACCUUGGAUGACCUCUGUCGGCUAAUGCAGAAGUAUAUGAAAGUUAAUCCGACCUCUGCAGGUCAACCCUCUGAUGUCAGCGUUCUCCAGGUCUCCUCUGAGCUCUGCAGCCGUCUGGGAGCGUGUCACAUCACCAUGUGUGCUACUGGAAUGCAGAGGUGCACUCUGACUGUUUCACUGGAGCAGGCUGUUACUCUGACCAGAAACCACGGCCUGAUGCCUCGCUGCCUCAUGCAAACCAUGGACAUCAUGCGAAAACAGGGCACCAGAGUGGAGAUCUCAGCCAAAAAUCUCAGAGUAAUGGACCAGAUGCCCCUUUUUGCCCCGAGGCUCUUCAGGUUGUGUUUACCACCCUCCGAUGGAGAUCUUUGAAUGAGGUGACAACUCUCUCUGGCCUUCUGGUCUCUGAGAGAUAUCAGGACUCGCAAAAAGAGCUCUUAAUCAUUUUGAAACUGUCUCGCUCCUGGCCAGCCUCAUUUGGAGAGGUCUGGCUCAGGUCAGAGAAAUGACAACAGCCCGGCCAUCUUUAUCUGCCGCUCUGGCAGCUGGGAAAAUCGCAAUGCUAAUGAUGCUAAUCUCGACUCGCAGUGUCCGCCCCCACAUUUCUACAUUGUCGGAGUUCCUCCUAAAGUACCUGGACUGGCGUGUCGGAGAACAGAAGCGAAAGGCUUCUCAAUCCGCCCGCAAAAGGCAAUAUUAUUUUUUACUCUGCCUUUGACUGCAAUCUUAGUCAGCAAGUUCGGUGGGUCUGGUUUGGUCUGUUAAUGGUGAGGUUACGUUCAGGAACGUGGUGAUUAUGUGCAAUUACUGUAGCUUAGCAUGAGUGUGUCUGCACUAUGUGAUGGGAGGUCACGAUCUCAAACAGAGCGCUUGUGCUUCUCUCACUUGUAUCAGGUAUUAUGACAUUACUGAAAUCAUUCCGGCUACAUGGACCAGUUUAAGGCUGUUUUCAAUUCCAAUUCUUAUCUGUCCUUGUGUUUAAAGAUUUCAUUUGAUUUCGCUUAAUAACAAGAUUUUAUUAAAAAGUUCCAUCAACUUGUAACGAUGGAUAACAGGGAAUCAGAUGGAAGGUGAGAUAUAAAUCAGCCUAUGCCUAGAAAUACAAAAUGAAAAAGAUUUCACUGUAAUUAAAGUGUGUUGAUAUUAAAGGCUGAAAAACUAAGGUUGAUAAACUAAAAGAAAAAAGAUGUAAUCGUCUCUGGCCGUGUCUCUGGUGUAAAGCACUUUUUAAACAUGAAUCAAUGCUAUGUUACAGUGUGUAUAGUGCAGCCCUAUGGAAAAGCACAAUAAAAAGCUUGUGUUCUUCAUCAGUGUUUGUUAAAAGUACUGCACAUGGUAGAAAACAUGCAAAAGGGAACAUUUGAAAGUGAAUAGAUAUAGUAGGAUUUAUGAAAGUAUUUUAUUUAGGUAAAUAUAUAUAUAUAUAUAUAUAUGUAUCAGAGAGAUAAGCAUACUGUAUGCUCUUUGGGAACAUCAGUGCUAUAAUUUAAAGAGUAUUAAUAAUGUUAAAACAAACCAUUUAAUAUUGUACAUCUUUCAUUUUGUGUACUUAGUGUAUAUUUGGAUCGGAAACUUUAUUGUGCCUGUACACAAUCUGUUCAAUAUUUAAAUUUCUAACUGAGGUCAGUAACCGAGAAGGUCUGGAGGUUUAACAGUGUACCUGGAUACGUUCAGCUAAUAUGUACAGUGUUUGCAAUGCGCUAUAUUUGUUUAACUACGCAUGUCUUUUUAAUGUAUUGGUAUGUAUGUGAUCUUCAUGAAUCUUAACAGCAGCUAUUUACGUAAUGUAAUGUCAACAAUAAUCGUGUCAUCAUGUAGUUAUAUAUAUACUGUAUAAUUCAAAAGUUUGCUUGUAUUGUAGCUUAACCCAUCUCUCGCCUACAGUAUUAGCAUGAAAGUUAGAAGGUGCAUACCAUGUUGUAGUAUUAGUAUUACAUACAGUAAUUUUUUGUUGUUGUUGAAAAGCAAUACUUGAAUUCAUGCUAAUUCUUUGAUCAUCUUUCAAUAUCUAACUUUAGUGCUAGUAAUAUGCAGAAUUGUAACUCGUUGGUCUUUAAUGUUAUUGUUUGGUCCUCAAACAUUUUUUAAACUGGAAGCAAUUAUUAAUUGCGUUUUAUUAACAAAAACUUUGCUGUGUGUUUAUUGUACGUUUUAAGGGUCUUAACAAUUGCUCGUUACAGUAUAUACAAUGCUUUAUGAUGUCCACAUGAUUUCUUUUGAAAACCCUAAAUCUAGCUAAUCCCAAAGACAGAGCAUUAGUAUGUUCCUGAAGUAUCACUGUAUAUUAAAUCUCAGGUUCUUGCACCGUCUUGGUCCAUUAUUGUUCCCCCUUCAAAAGCUGUCAUCAUAUUGCAUAAUUUAACAUCACUAAUCAAUCAAACUAAAGCAUGUUUUUUUUUACCUAGUGGUAUUAUUUGCCAAUUUCUGCCUCAUUUUCAAGUGUACUUUCAGAAAAUGAUCAAUGGUGCUUAUAAUUCAAGCUUUUCUAAUGGGGGCCUUACAGUUUUCUUAUAGUGUUUAUCUCCGUUUUUUAACAGUUCAAAAAUCAGUUUCUAAAUCUUGCAAACUCAAGUUUUUAUUAUUUAUAUAACAGCUUAAAAAACUCACUGGUGGAGUUGUGGAGUACAGAACCUUCUAGUAUUUUACUUCUGCUAACUUGUCAUAUUUUAUUAUGUUUGAUGUCCAUCCUGCUGUACUGAACUUAAUUGCAUAACUGUGCAUUUUGUAUACAUUGAAUGGCUCUUAAAUGUUUGUGCUGGUCAUGUCAGCAUAUAUCCAGAUGUUUUAACUCUGUGUAGAAUAAAAGAAUUGUAUAAAGUU
Messenger RNA from Paramisgurnus dabryanus, 7793 nucleotides. RefSeq names its product phosphatidylinositol-3,4,5-trisphosphate-dependent Rac exchange factor 1 (gene prex1). The record is from RefSeq and is a predicted model, not a curated record. NCBI's taxonomy places the organism in Eukaryota, Metazoa, Chordata, Actinopteri, Cypriniformes, Cobitidae. Gene Ontology annotation, molecular function: GTPase activator activity; protein binding; guanyl-nucleotide exchange factor activity. Gene Ontology annotation, cellular component: plasma membrane. Gene Ontology annotation, biological process: G protein-coupled receptor signaling pathway; positive regulation of GTPase activity; intracellular signal transduction.